UGCAAACUUUGCCCAAUAUAAAGAAGCGCGAACAAGAAACCACGCCGCAAUAAGCUUGCAUUGUAUGUUUUACGAAGUUUCCCCAGUGAUCAGCCUGAUGUAGAAAGGAAAAUGUCAUUAAUCCACAAAUGUUCAACAGGAUGCAGACUCAAUGUUUUAAAUUUGUUUAUUCACUCUGAUGAUUGGAUUAUACGAAAGUCAAAUUGUUUAAAAGAAAAGUGUACUGCGUAAUUUUUUUAUUGGCUAACACAACGAUUGGACACAACCAAACAUAACUAUAGUGGUAAAAAUAAUCUACAUCACCCAUAUUUUAUACAACAGUUCUUCGUGAGCGGAAGGUUCUCCCACAAAUCUUGGUUUCAAAAUUACGUCAAUUAAGAAGAGUCCUCAGAAAACCAUGGAGGAAGAUGAGAGGGGCAAACUUUUCGUUGGUGGUCUUUCUUGGGAAACCACACAAGAGAAUCUUUCGCGUUACUUCUGUCGUUUCGGCGAAAUAAUCGAUUGCGUCGUGAUGAAAAAUAAUGAAAGUGGUCGUUCACGUGGAUUUGGCUUCGUUACAUUUGCCGAUCCGGCUAAUGUCCAACAUGUACUUCAAAGUGGACCCCACACGUUAGACGGUCGUACAAUCGAUCCGAAGCCGUGUAAUCCUCGAACAUUGCAAAAACCUAAAAAAGGCGGCGGUUUCAAGGUAUUUCUUGGGGGCUUACCUUCCAAUGUUACCGAAACUGAUUUGCGUACAUUUUUUGGGCGUUAUGGAAAAGUAACUGAAGUCGUUAUUAUGUACGAUCAAGAGAAGAAGAAAUCGCGUGGAUUCGGGUUCUUAUCUUUUGAAGAAGAAUCAUCUGUUGAGCAUGUAACCAAUGAACGUUAUAUCAAUCUUAAUGGCAAGCAGGUUGAAAUUAAAAAAGCCGAGCCUCGCGAUGGGUCCAACUCACAAAAUGCUAACAACAGUUCUGUAGGUGGCGCUUAUGGCAAACUCAGCAAUGAUCCCAACCAUUGGGGUCCACCCCAUGCUCCAAUAAAUAUGAUGCAAGGACAAAAUGGACAAAUGGGUGGACCUCCUUUGAAUAUGCCUUUGGGGGCUCCUAAUAUGAUGCCUGGUUAUCAAGGAUGGGGAACUUCGCCACAGCAGGGCGGCUAUGGUUAUGGCAACAGUGGCCCCGGCUCAUAUCAGGGAUGGGGUGCUCCUCCUGGACCUCAAGGACCACCACCACAAUGGUCUAAUUAUGCUGGACCUCAACAAACUCAGGGUUAUGGGGGCUACGAUAUGUACAACUCAACAUCAACUGGUGGACCUUCUGGACCAUCCGGUGGUGGCAGUUGGAAUGCUUGGAAUAUGCCGCCUAACUCAGCUGGCCCUACUGGUGCACCUGGGGCAGGGGCUGGAACAGCUACUGAUAUGUAUUCCAGAGCUCAGACUUGGGCAGCUGGUGGUCCAUCUACGACAGGGCCCGUCGGAGGUAUGCCACGUACAGGGCCAGGCAAUUCGGCCUCUAAAUCUGGUUCUGAAUAUGAUUACGGUGGUUAUGGUUCGGGUUAUGAUUAUGACUACAGCAACUAUGUUAAGCAAGAGGGUGGUGCCUCCAAUUAUGGGGCGGGACCACGGUCAGCAUAUGGCAAUGACAGUUCUACUCAGCCACCUUAUGCUGCUUCACAAGCUGUCUAAAAAUGUUUCACAACAAAUAUUAAAAUGUUUGCGCCUACCUGCUGCCUGACGAAAAAGUUGAUGCUGUUUUUCAUUUCAAACGUCAAAAAUGAUCAAAUUGAAAAUUCGAGUAAAGAGUUCAUUUAUUAGCCCCAUAUAUAUUGACAACAGCAGUAUCCGAGUGAAAGAACCUUAGCUGAUAAAAGUAAAUACAAAACGUCAUCAUUACCACCAUUCAUUACCAUCAAACAGUAACCGCAGAAAAAACAGAAUCAAAUAUCCAUCAAUACAAUGCAGGACACUCAUUAAAGCUAUUGCGCGUCGUCGUCUGUUUCGUACAGUACAAUUCUGUUGUUAAAUAUUAUUUAACGUAUAAUAUAAUAUUAAUAACUAAUUAAAUUUAAAUUAUAAAGAGAUCAUAAAGAAUAUAUAUAUAUAUAUAUGCAUAAAUAUAGCAUAUAUGAUACUUUGAAAAGAUUAUAUACAUACAUAUAUAUUUACAUAAAAUAUUUUUUAAAAGCUACCACGAAACGGAAAUUCUUAACAAACACAAAUAGUUUUACCAUCUCUUGAUGGCAAAAAAAUAUAUAUAUGUAUGUAUAAACAACAACAACAAUUAUUAUUCCCCAAAAAAUAUUGCUAUUAAACUUUUAAGAACAAGUUUAAAAACGAGAAGAAAUUAAACAAGUAAUUAAUAAUAUAUCUUAUAAAUAAUUAACAGUACGAAGCAAAUUAGUUAAUUAUGAUGUAAACCAACUGAUAAAACCAACCACAAAAAUAUUUAAUAGAAUCGAAAAGGUAAACUGAAUACUAAAAUAAACACAAAAGGAAGUUUAGGUUAAAGAAACAACACUUACAAUAGGGGAUUAAAGAGGAAACUUUAGAAUAACUAUUUUUACUCUACAAUUACAACACUUUUUUACGCGCAUAGACAUGUCCCUGAAACUAAAAAGAGAGAAAGAAUCGUAUAAUUCCGUCGAAGAAGAACCCCAUGACAUAAAUCAAACCCCAAUCGGCCACAAACUUGCGAAGAAGAUAAAUGAAAGAAUUUAAAGCAAAGAAUUAGUUAGCCAGUUGUACGCAAAGAGUAUAACGUGGGCAUGGAGUAAACAAAUAAUUCUAUUGCCAUAAAGUUUUGUUAUCUUUGGCAUUAUUGUGACUCGUGGAAAUAGUGAAUUUGGAUGAUGAUUUUCUCUCCUUAGUUCAGUUUUUUUUGGUUGCAUGAGAACACAGCAGCAGGACGUGUAUAAGUUUUAUAUAUGAAUUUUUAUGUUUAAUUUCGAAGUAAAAUGUUCUCAUAUCUUUUUUCCUUUUUAAAUUUAAACUUAAAUGUUAAUUGCAAAAACAAUGUGUCUGCAUGUAAAACUAUUAGACCUAGAAAUGAAUUACAUUUAAAAUUUUUUACAUUUACCUACUACAACAGACAUAUUCAUUAUAUAGUUAAAGAACAACCCAUACAGUUAGACAUUUGCAUAUAUAGUUUAAAGGUUAAUAUUUAAAAUUAAAUAUUUAUAUAUACUAAAGAUAUACAAUAACAACGUACAUAUAACGUAUAAUGAAAACUACAAAUAGCAUUAAAGACGGAAAAUCGAAAAAAUCAAAAAAACUAAGCAAACUGAGCACGUCAUUGUUGUCGUGGUAACAAAUAUCCCAUAUUUUACCCAAUCCUCAUCAGAUCUUAAGUUCUUUUUAUAAAUUUACCCAAUGUUUUAUUAUUUUUUUAAUUUAAUGUUAUACUUUUUUCUUUGGUGAAUUGUAGAAUACUAUAACAUUACAUUUUAAUUAUAAAUAAACAGAAGAUGAAAAAACUUUUUACAUAAAUAGCAAACAUAAAUAGUCUUUAGGCAUGCUUGUCCGUUGUUUGAUUAUUUGUUCACUACAUUUUUGAUUAAGUCAGUAAAUAAAUAAUUUCUUUAAUUUAUGUAAUGGUAAAA
Molecule: messenger RNA, 3579 nt
Organism: Musca domestica (house fly)
Lineage: Eukaryota; Metazoa; Arthropoda; Insecta; Diptera; Muscidae
Gene: Hrb27C
Product: heterogeneous nuclear ribonucleoprotein 27C
Exons: 3
Coding region: 398-1666 (422 amino acids)
Molecular function (GO): RNA binding
Source: RefSeq, a predicted model, not a curated record